Molecule: messenger RNA, 2209 nt
Organism: Podarcis lilfordi (Lilford's wall lizard)
Lineage: Eukaryota; Metazoa; Chordata; Lepidosauria; Squamata; Lacertidae
Source: the annotation of a GenBank genome assembly
AUGAGCGACCAUCUCCCCUUGAGUGCCAAGCUUUCCCUAGACUGGCAGUCUAUCAAGUCCAGACACCCCAUAUAUAUGGGAAUAAAUACUGCAGAACAAGUGAGAGGAAUAAAAUGGUCAGUAACUCAAGCCCAAAAAUAUAUGGAAUUUUUCCAACAAGAGAUAAUUCAAACUCAUGUUGCUUUGGAUUUAGAUUUGUAUGGGCAUGAACAAAUUAUUAAUUCAUUUUCUCAGCUUACAGAAGAUCUUAUGUCCUUUUUUACAGUACCAGCCAUCCAAGUAAAUCGGGCCCAUUUUAAGACCGGUGCCCCUUGGUUCAACUUAAAAUGCAAACAAGCUAGACGACAUCUCUGUGCCAUUUACAAUGAAUAUAAAUCUUCUGGUGCUUUAGUAUUACCUAGGAAUUACCAACAAGCAAAAACAGCAUAUAAGCAAGCCCAGAGAAUGGCUAAGCAAGAGUGGCAACAAAAUCGCUGGCAGGCGCUUAUAGUCGCCUCUAGUUCAUGUAGCUCACGGCAAUUUUGGCAAUUGGUUAAUAGAAGAUCAAGGAGAUACCCCUUAACCAGAAAUACUGCCACGGUCUGGGAAUCCUUUUAAGGAAAUAUUUUGCGUCACCAGAUUCCAAAACCAACGCUCUUGAUGUUGUAUUUUACCAUCUCCCUAUAAGGCCUCCUACUGACCCCGAUGAAAUCUUGAAUUUAAUCUCUAAACUUAAAAUCGGCAAAGCCCCUGGGCCAGAUUUGGUUCCGGCGGAAGCCAUAAAACUACAUUCCGACUGGUGGGCAAAAAUCCUGGCUGUUACUUUCGAUGCUAUUAAUGCAACUGGAAGGGUGCCAAAAAUAUGGAAGGACGCUAUUAUAAUCCCAAUAUAUAAAAAAGGCUCCCCAGACAACCCAGAGAAUUAUAGGAAUAUUAGUUUACUGUCAAUAGUUGGAAAGAUAUAUGCACGUUUUCUGCUGAAUAGACUUAUCCAAUGGGCUGAAAAAAAGAAACUGAUAGGCCCCGAGCAAGCAGGAUUCAGACCGAACCAGUCAACUACAGACCAUGUUUUAGUCUUGCACCAUCUAGCCCGGAAAUAUUCCUCUUCAAACCGAGGCCAACUUUGUGCGGCUUUUAUCAACCUUAAGGCUGCAUUUGACAGGAUCCCAAGAAGGUUACUCUGGGAAAAGUUGGCCCGAAGGGGAAUUGAUAGAAGACUUUUAUGGUUAAUAAUCCAGCUGCAUGAGGGGUCGGCUGCUAGGAUGAGAAUAACCCCAGCCGGCGAUCUCACAAAUUCUGUGCCCAUCAACAGAGGAGUCCGGCAAGGAUGUAUCCUAGCUCCUUUUCUUUUCAAUUUAUUCAUUAGUGACAUGAGGAUACCAUUGGCUGAAUCUCAGGAAAUCACCCAUGCCCCCGCCUCGCAAACUAUCGUUGCCCAUUAUUACUCUAUGCUGAUGAUGCUGUGAUUUUAUCCUUCUCAAGAAUUGGCCUCAGGAGAGCAUUAAAACUAUUUGUUUCAUAUUGUAAAACAAAUUCCCUCACUAUAAAUCAAUCUAAAUCCAAAGUACUAAUUUUCUCAAAAAGUCGGAAAUCCUAUAAGUGGCAAUUAGAUGGAAAACCUAUUGAACAGGUCUAUAAAUUUCAAUACCUGGGAGUUUUUCUCCAAUAUAAUCUGGGUUGGAAGGCGCAUAUUGCACAUAUUUUAAACAAGGCCAAGGCCCUAUCCUUUGCGCUUUUGCGCUUUUUCUUUUCGGACGGGGCUCUUCAUGUUCCAUCUGCCUUGAAAGUAUUCAAAGCUAAAGUAAUUGCAACAUUGGCAUAUGCUGUUCCUUUAUGGGGGACCGCAGUAAACUUGAUGACCUUGGAGGUAAUUCAAAACCAAUUUCUAAGACGACUGCUAAAACUUCCUCAGUGCGUUAGUAACGCAGCUAUUCGCUUAGAAUUAAAAACUACAUCUUUAGAAAAUACUCUUUGGAGGCGCAGCCUUUGUUACUGGUUGUCCUUAAGGCAUAGGCUCCCGAAUCUGUAUUUGAUCCAAUGCCUCUGGAGAGAUAAUUUUCCUGUCCUAGGGGCAAAAGAGAUCCAUUCCAAAGUAGUGACCUAUGGAUUGUCUCCAUCAGAAUUAUUGGAAUUGGACCUAGCCACAGCAAAAAAACCCUCACUCAAAAACUUGAGGAGAUUGACCUACAACAAAACACCAUUUUGGGUAGUGGCACUUGCUCACCAUUAA